Molecule: messenger RNA, 2855 nt
Organism: Rhincodon typus (whale shark)
Lineage: Eukaryota; Metazoa; Chordata; Chondrichthyes; Orectolobiformes; Rhincodontidae
Product: G-protein coupled receptor 4
Exons: 2
Coding region: 861-1922 (353 amino acids)
Biological process (GO): G protein-coupled receptor signaling pathway
Cellular component (GO): membrane
Molecular function (GO): G protein-coupled receptor activity
Source: RefSeq, a predicted model, not a curated record
AGUCCUCUGUCUCUGCUUCUUAGCAUACACACACACAGAGAGAGAGAGAAAGAGAUCGAAAGCAAGGAAAGGAGCGUGAGAGAGAAAGUAGAAGGAAGGGAAAUUUUAAAAAACACACACACACACAGGACGAGAGAACCAUCGCAGCACCUGUGCAGUGAGCUGAAGGCGAACAGGGAAUUUCAGAGUGAAUGUCUAAAGUUUAAAUCGAUCACAUCGAAGGCUGACUGUGAAUCCAAUCCAGCCCUAUAUCGGCUUUAGGGUGCUGCUGGAGAAUGCUUUUUGCAAAAGGAGGCAGAACUGAAAUGUGUGACUGAGCAGCAAUUUUUUUUUUCUCUGCCUGAACCGAAGAGGAAAUCGCUGCAAACACUGAGAUUUGGAGCUAACAGUUUGAUACCUUGGGACAGCGGGACUAUGGAAGUGAAUCUCUUGUCAUCACCUGGGACCUGCAACUUCGACUUUUAAGGCAUCGUUUUACUUGAUGGGACAUCAGACUUGCAAAUCCCCGAGUGUCCAGUAGAUAACUUCCCCGUCUCCACUGCCCAACAACGAUUGGGAAGAGUCAAAGGGAGAGGAUACACACGCACAUUGUUGAAGAUAAUAGCUCGUCCUCCAUCGUCAUAGACCAGACUUCGUUGAGAGCAGUGGAGUACCCACCACUCACCCCCAGAAAUAGUUCAUGGAAACCGGUUGAGUUGACUAAGUUUUACUGUGGGCAGGGGGUGGGGGGGCUGCCGAUUGCCCCGGAUUGUCGACUGAGCGGCGUGCGUUUUCAGGCGAUGGGUGUGUCUGAGUUACACAGAUUUGCAACAGUGAUGGCCUGAGGAUUCCCCUCUCCCCCUCACCCAAUCCCGAGGAAAAUGUGCAACAUCAGCGAUGAGAGCUGCGACGUGGACUCGAGGUUGGACAGCCUCUUCCCCCCGACUUUGUACAUCUUUGUCAUCGUCAUCGGGCUCCCAACCAACUGCCUGGCACUGUGGGCGGCCUACCUGCAGGUCAAGCAGAGGAAUGAGCUGGGCGUCUACCUCCUCAACUUGUCCAUCUCUGACCUCCUCUACAUCGCCACCCUGCCGCCGUGGAUUAACUACUUCCUCCACCAGGAUAACUGGAUCCUGGGGCCGGAAUCCUGCAAGCUCUUCGGCUUCAUCCUCUACACCAACAUCUACAUCAGCAUCGCCUUCCUCAGCUGCAUCUCGGUUGAUCGCUACUUGGCCGUAGCCCACCCGCUGAAAUUCGCCAAGAUCCGUCGGGUCAAGACGGCGGUCAUCACCAGCCUGGUGGUCUGGACAAUCGAGAUUGGGGCCAACUGCGCCCCGCUCUUCCACAACGAACUCUUCGAAGACCGCUUCAACCACACGUUCUGCUUCGAAAAGUACCCCAUGGAGAAGUGGGUGGCCCAGAUGAACCUCUACCGCGUUUUCAUCGGCUUCCUGUUCCCCUGGAUCUUGAUGCUCUUCUCCUACCAGGGCAUCCUGAAGGCCAUCAAGGGCAACUUGUCCACCGAGAAGGGGGAGAAGGUGAAGAUUAAACGCCUGGCCCUCGGCCUCAUCGCUAUCCUCCUGCUGUGCUUUGCGCCGUACCACAUUAUCCUCCUCCUGAGGAGCGUCAUGUACCUGAGCAGGCCCUGGGACUGCAGCUUCGAGGAGAACAUUUUCACGGCCUACCACGUCUCGCUGGCCCUGACCAGCCUCAACUGCGUGGCCGACCCCAUCCUUUACUGCCUGGUGAACGAGGGCGCCCGGAGUGACAUGACAAAGGGCCUGGCGCCACUCCUGAAAUUCUUCGCCAGCCCCAAGUCGACGGAUAUUGCCCGCUCUGUCACCCUGGACACCCCCCUCUCCUCCAAAAAAUCCCAAUAUUUCAACAUUGAGUUGGUGGUACUGCGGGACGACUGCAUUCAAAUGAAGACUUUGAGUAUAUGAAGAACGAAAGACUGGAAUGAAAUCCAAGGGUUGAACAUUGAUGUAGUAUUGCUACCGUCAUAAAUGUAUUUUUAUAACAGUCCGGUAUGCGGCAAUGAUUUUUUUUAAGAGAAAACACCUUAUUUAAAUCAUUCUGAACUGCUGAGUAACCACCCUCCGUCCCAUCAGGCCUCAUUUUCUCUUCUUCUGUUGUUGAGGUUUAGUUUGUCUCCUUCUCUCUUGCUGUACUUCCUGUGCACACUGGAGGGUGAGGAGUGCAUAGGAUUGGCCAAAAUGGUUGCCACGUCGACCCCAAGAGGUACCAACUACGGUUGAGUGGAUUCCCAGAGCUUUCACCUCAGGAUCUCUCCAUCCGCCAAUGGCCAACCAGCACCUCCAUUGGGGGAGGGCAACUGGGCAUUGCUAAGAGAUUCUUGGCCACCCAACUGGAUGAUGCUUGUCCAUCAGGUGAGCUGCCUUUCUCCGCCCCCACCACCCUCAUGGGAGGUUCCUCCGGGGUCACUCCCAAUGGCAACCCUGGGGAUUAAUCCCCAAUUCCCGGAGCCUCCAGCUCAGGGGAGGAUCAGCAACUCUGUCCCCCCUGUCUACAAUCUGAUGACCAUUGCCAUACCCUCCGUCUGGGCACUCUGUCGAAAUGGAGGUGUGCAGUGGGAAAACUGUACCCCACCCUAAAAAUAUGGGCAGCUCCCAUACCCAGUCACGUCUGUUCAUCAGCAAAACAGUUUAAACCUCUUGACGUGUUUGGUUAAGAUGUCAAAAUGGAUUGAAGAUCGGCCUUGCAUAACUAUUCUUUGCUUUAAACUCUUUCACAGGAUGUGCACAUCACCGGCUAGACCAGUAUUUGUUGCCCAUCCCUAAUUGCCCCCCCUCGAGAAGGUGGUGGUGAGCUGCCUUCUUGAACCGCCGCAGUCUGUGUGCCAUAGGAGGCGCCCU